Molecule: messenger RNA, 1584 nt
Organism: Endocarpon pusillum Z07020
Lineage: Eukaryota; Fungi; Ascomycota; Eurotiomycetes; Verrucariales; Verrucariaceae
Exons: 2
Coding region: 1-1584 (527 amino acids)
Source: RefSeq, a predicted model, not a curated record
AUGCUCGUUGCAUUAUGGCUGAUAAGCUCUCUACCAUCUGUUCAAGCCGAACACGAACACGCUCCCAAUAAGGACUGCCCGCUCCCAUCAGAUACUGAUAGAGAGUACCGCUUCGAUCUCCCUGCUUGGGUGACUAGGGGUGGGUGCAUUCGCGAAAGGGGCCAUAGAGAAUGCAGCCGAAUCUUGGAGGCUAUUCUUGAUUCUCUCGCCAAAAUCAGGGAGGCCGAAUAUGCGAGUGCUGCAAGUGUUCUGAGUCUCCUGCCGACAAUUGGCGCAUUGUUCGGGCCUCCUACCAGUGAGAUCUGGCGGCUCAAGUCCAUCGUGCCAUUCGGUGGUGCACUGGCCAUGAGCCUGUCCUUUGGUGGUGCCCUCAUGCCCGUUAAUGUCGAAGACUACGAAAACGCCGUGGCAAAGGGGAACACUGCAAUCGGAAGCAUCAUCAGUCUACGCAGGCACCCUCCCGGAAGCCAGAAAGAUGUACCGAACAUAGAUGAAAGGCUACAAGAGCUGAGCAAUAAGAUAAGAGAACGUAUCGAUCGACUCGAGAGCGUCCGACCGCCAAAAAAGACCCUAAUCCUUGGACUAGUCGUCAUGUUUAUCCUCUUCUCCAUGGCACAAGCUGCGAUGGCCGUCGUUGAACAGGGCGGCGUCAUCAAUUUCCUUUGCUCAGCUCGGUACUGGAUGCACAUGUGGUACUUCUUAGUGACACUCGCCGCAUUUGCCGAAGAUAGGGCCCAUAGGCCAUUCAAUAAGACAUACAAGCUAUACCUAUCAAGCUUGUCCUAUGAUGUCGAGAUUCUGGGCGGUCAGCCUAUCAGUGACUAUUUCAGCACCAGUACAGCAACCGAAAAUGCUCUAAAACAGCUAAAAACUUUGAGGCCGGCGUCAAUGAACUUUUUUGGUUCAAGUCUUCAGACGCCUGCCAGGAAUUCUGUCAUCGUGAUGGUCUCGAUUGUUGGUCAGCAGAAGUGGGAACAGAUUGGGAAACGUCUCAGCAGAGUGUUCAGUGUGGCAGUCUUUGUCAUGGGCACCGCAGUCUUUGCCUCCGCGACCCUUCUGUCUCUAAUCAUGGCUGUGGUAGUUCUAACACUCACAUUAGCAGCUGGGAUUUUCGGUCGCGCUAUAGCCAGCUGGAUUGUCAGCAACGUCGCAGGCACCGAGCCAAUGAUUCACAUCAUCUCAGGUACUAAGGAAGAAGCAUACCAAGCUAUCGCCGAGAUUUUGAGUUUGAAAUCAAACGACGGAUCGCCAUUUCAAGUCGAGAUCAAUGGUCAGAUAUUCAUCAAUGAGCGACGUGUUGCCUCCCGGUCAUGGCUCAAGGUCGCCCUGUUUGGUGUGCUGGCCGAACCUUAUGAUAUUGCUAAGCCUUACCAAAAGACCAAGAUGUCCUCUGGAGCCGGCAUGUCUUUGAACCCUUUGUCGUCUGGAUUGACAAACACUUUGAGAGGCGGAGUUUCAAUACCCUUCCUUUCCAGUGCCGCAGAUCCAUCUCUGCCCAUCCACAGGACAGACAACGAUGCAGUCAAGACGGUAUCGCAGCAGAGUGUUCCAAGCAUUCCGCCUGACAAUCAACCCGACAACUGA